Messenger RNA from Sorghum bicolor (sorghum), 1977 nucleotides. RefSeq names its product la-related protein 6C. Gene Ontology annotation, biological process: RNA processing. The transcript is spliced from 9 exons. NCBI's taxonomy places the organism in Eukaryota, Viridiplantae, Streptophyta, Magnoliopsida, Poales, Poaceae. The coding region runs from base 93 to 1655 and encodes 520 amino acids. Gene Ontology annotation, molecular function: mRNA binding. The record is from RefSeq and is a predicted model, not a curated record. Gene Ontology annotation, cellular component: nucleus.
CACGCCGAUCGAUCCAUCGAUCGGUUACGUACUUUGCCUCUCGCUCGUCGUCAAUUAUAACCAAUUAACCGACCACCACCGUACGUACCGCCAUGGCACAGGAGAGCAGCGACGUCGUCGUCAAGUGUGCCACCAACAAGGCCGCCACGAGCGACGAAGACGGGGCCGCCGUCGCUGCCGCGGUGGCGCCCCCGGGGCCGGCAGCCAGCGCCAGCGCCAGCGCCCCCGCCACGCCCUUCAAGUUCAACGUGCACGCGCCCGAGUUCGUGCCCAUGUCGCCGGCCGCCGCCAGCCCCAUGUCGGCGCCGGCGGGGGGCUACUACUCGCCCUUCAUGCAGAUGCAGCCGGGCCUCGCGCCCGCCGACUGGAGCUUCUUCCAUGAGCACGAGCCCGUGUUCUUCAUGCCCGACUUCGCGCACGCCAAGUUCGGCGCGGCCACCGCCACCGCCACUGCCGCUGCUGCUGGGAGCAACAGCGCCCAGGCCAAGGGGACCGCCGCCACCACCGACGUCGCACAGAAGAUUGUCAAGCAGGUUGAGUACCAGUUCAGCGACAUCAACCUGGUGGCGAACGAGUUCUUGCUCAAGAUUAUGAACAAAGACACAGAAGGCUAUGUUCCCUUGUCAGUCAUUGCAUCCUGGAAGAAGAUCAAAUCUCUUGGGGCAACUAACCAGAUGCUGGUGAAGGCUCUUCGCACCUCCACAAAGCUUAAUGUCAGUGACGACGGCAAGAAAGUUCGGCGCAGGCAGCCAUUCACGGAGAAACACAAGGAAGAGCUUCAGUCCCGCAUGAUCAUAGCGGAGAAUUUGCCAGAGGACUCGUCUAGGAACAGCCUCGAGAAGAUCUUUGGCGUUGUCGGAAGUGUGAAGAACAUCAAGAUAUGCCAUCCACAAGAGCCUAGCACUGCAAGGGCUUCCAAGUCCGACACGCUAGUGAGCAACAAGAUGCACGCACUUGUGGAGUACGAGACGUCACAGCAAGCCGAGAAAGCAGUGGAGAAGCUGAAUGACGAACGGAAUUGGAGGAAAGGGCUCCGUGUCCGCACAGUGCUCAGGCGCUCGCCCAAGUCAGUGAUGAGGCUGAAGCGGGCAGACUUCGACCACUUUGUGGGCUCCGACGACGACUCGCCGCACUCCUCCCAGAUGUCAUCCGACUCGCCAACAGCAGACUACUCUGCUGCCGAGGCGGCGGCGGCGGCAGCAGCAGCUCAUGCUCACGCUCACGUCCAGCAGCACCAGGAGGAUCAGCAGCAGCAGCAGAAUAAUGGUGGCAGCAAGCAGAAAGGCUGGGCUCGAGGACGAGGGACGACGAAGCUGCACAUCACGGCGCCGCAGAGCCCGCAGUCGGCUCCCGCGGGCAUGGCCGGCCACUUCGAUCCGUCCAGCCCCCGCACCUCGUCGUCGUCGUCCCAGAAGCAGUGCCCGUCCAGCCCCGGCGGCAGCAGGCAGCAGCAGGUGUCUGCUGCGGCCUCUGCCUCCUCCCAGAAGUGCCCCUUCAGCCCCAGGCAGCAUCAGCCUCAUCCUCCCCAGGGCCCGAGGAUGCCCGACGGCACGCGCGGCUUCACCAUGGGCCGGGGCAAGCCGGCGGCAGCAGCACCACCAACGUCGCCGGCGGCAGCAGCUGCGCGAGCGACUCCUGCUCCUGUCCUUGUUUAGUUUCACCGGCCUCUCACUUUUUCACUUCCUCCUAUUUCAUUUUUUUUUACUCUGCCUGUCUGUUUGGCUAAUGCAUGAACUCUGUAUCUCUACAGAUACAAGCGGUUGAGCUUUCCUUUUUUUUUUUCUUUUUAUUAAGGUUGUUUAAAUAAAGUUGCCUGGCUGCUGCUGGCAUACUACUGAUGACGGGCUAUAUUUUUUUAGAUAGAUAGAAUAGAAAGGUGUUGGGACUAUAUAUGAAAAUAUAUAUUGCCUGGAACAGUGAUCAACGUUUUAUUCCCUUUAACAAUAAAGAAUUACCAUUCCAGUGUUUCACUUCCAA